ACUCGUCGGCAUUUCAUGAUGUCCAGGUUGGUCCAAGUCUGCGUCGAACAAGUGGAGGUCAAACUCAGUCAAUACAACGUUGAUGGAAAACUUGCACAUGAGGUUUUCAACCGUCAGAUGAUGGAAACAGCAAUCGCAAUUGGAGGUGAUGAUCAAUCUCAUGGCAAGCAGCUCGUCGCCACCAGCAAGCACAAGUUCUUCAGUGGUAUAUCUAGAGGGUUUCUGCACUUACAAGAUGUUUACAGCCCAUCUGAUUCCAAUCCUCGGUUCCAAGUUACAAUCGUCACAUAGCAACCACAAUGGCACAGACAGUAAACGUUCAGUACGUCAACGACUUCGCGGCCCUUCCGUCAACAGCUCCUCCUGAUCACGCCCAUGUCGUCGACAUCGCCACGUUCAGGCCCUCUGAUGGCAACGUCAAAUCCAACGUCAAGCUCCAGGAUGCCGUCGUCACCAUGCUCUACCAAAUCUCCCCCGAUACUCUCAGCAAGUUCUUGAAUUCUGGCACUAGAUCUUUCAGGCUAGUUAAUCAGAGCGCUCAUAACAUUGCGGAGAAACUGGUCAUCAUCAAGAAAGGCAACGAAGUUCUGGCAAGUGAAUCAUAUACUGAUCAUACCGGACCUCCGCUCAGGGUAUUUGAGUUCGACAAUCUCGCUCGUAUGAGAGUCGAUCAGAGCGGUAAGUGGACAAUCACUUAUGGAUCAUACGGCGAGUACGUACGACGUGACUGGGACCAAUUGUGGAAUGGACAGUUUGUGGAUGUGGGCAUGUCGAUGAGGACCAUGGUUGCCAGCAAUGAUCGGGACAAGGCACACUUCGCAUUCUCCGUCGCCGAUUAUAUCCUCGCCAACUCUCUGUGGGAUGCCUCGUCCUUUAACUGGACCAUCACAGGUGUCUGAUUGAUAUGUCGGUGGUGCGCCUGGAGGAUUAGGUGUAGGUGGGUUUGUAGCAUUAUCUGGGUGACUUCGUAGAUGCGUUUACAUGGAGG
Molecule: messenger RNA, 988 nt
Organism: Dothidotthia symphoricarpi CBS 119687
Lineage: Eukaryota; Fungi; Ascomycota; Dothideomycetes; Pleosporales; Dothidotthiaceae
Exons: 2
Coding region: 300-899 (199 amino acids)
Source: RefSeq, a predicted model, not a curated record